This is a messenger RNA of Didymodactylos carnosus, 2028 nucleotides long. Lineage: Eukaryota; Metazoa; Rotifera; Eurotatoria; Philodinida; Philodinidae. The record is from the annotation of a GenBank genome assembly.
AUGUUCAUUACUAGACCGAGAGAUAUCGAAGUUAUCGAAACCGAUUCUAAUGAAAAAUGUUUCAACACUUGCAUUGAAAAAGGACGUGAAUGGAUUCGAUGGUUUGAUCGAUUUAUCGAUGUAUUUGAAUAUCCUCUCGAAUGGUUUAACUGUCAUAAUGUUGAUGGAGCUCGUCAGUUGUUUAUUGAUUUGAAUAGUAUUAAAGAUAAUUCGACAACUACUUUAAUUCAAAUGGAAACAAUCGUUGAAAAAAUACUGAAACUUCUCAGACCCUUGAACGAUCUUCCACGUCUCUGUCAUCUAUUUAAUUGUUUAACACCAUUUCAGAUUAUAGAACAUGGUACAACGGAUGGUACAUACGACUGGAAAAAAUUCAUUCUGGAUUUAAAACGUUCUGAGCAGAAUAAUAACUUCACUAUUGGAGCAAAUGUCAGUGGCGGAAAAGCUUUUUCGAUUAGCAGUCGUCAAAACGUUCAUUGGUCUAUCGCUAGUGAAAAACAUGCUUGCAAUAUCAAAAUGGAGUAUCAAGUAAACGGUUUGAAAGAUAACUGUCAUUUAUUAUUUUCGAAGGAAAAUGUGCCUGUCGAUAGAAGAAUUUUAGGUGGUGAAUUUGAAACCCAAAAGUCUGGUCAGUUAUUAGUUACCAUUGACAAUGAAUCUGGAUAUGCGUCACGAACUAUAUGGUUGCGAAUAAAGUCAACUAAUUUAUCAAGAUGUCAUCUUUUUGACGGCAUAUUUAAUAUAAUCCAUCAAGCGUACAGCACACAGUCAGUUCGCACAAUUAAAGGCGGUCAACUGAAUCCAUUACUAGACAAAGCAUUUUCGUUCAUCGACAAACUCCUGACGGGUACUAUCAGUCUCAGAGAAAUGGUUGAUCUUAAAGCCGUCUUCUGUAAUAAAAACAUCAAUGUCGAAGACGAAGUUAGGAGGUUAUUUACUAAUCGUUCAGACGCUGAACUGCUUAAUCAACAAAGAGCAAAGAAAUUAUCAUCUACGAAUGCAAAUCCACUAAAUAAUGACAUCAAACUAGUAUGUGAAUGGCUACAAACCUAUCAAUAUUAUAGUCAUAUUAAUAAUAUUAUCGAUUGUAUAGAAACGUUCGAUAUUCUUACAAAAAAUAAUAAUGAUGAAUCAAUAGAUACUCUCAAACGAUUAUGUGGUAAUGAGAAUUGUACUCUUCGUGAAAUUACACAGGUUCAUAAAACCUUACAACAACGACUUAAACAUUUAUCAGGCUCACACUUACAAUUAAUCAAAACAAUGCUAGAAUGUUCAGGUGUUGUGCAGAUGAUAAAAAAACGUCAAUUAUAUUCAACUGAAGGACAACAUCGAUUUCAAGAAUUACGAGAUAAUUUAACAACACAAUUCCAGUUACAAGAACGCAAUAAUAUGAUUCUUAAUUCAUUAAUUAUAACUUAUGUAUUAUGCGAACCAUUUGCUAUGAAAGCAAAAACUUUCGAAGAAUUUGUUGAUCGUGUAGCUCGACUAUCAAAUGUGGAUGAUAAUUCUUUGAAACACAUAAAAGUUAUUAACGAAAAUAAACAAAUUGUAAACUUGUGGUUAUCAACAGAAGUAACAACUGUAUUGGACAAUGCUCUCGUAACGAUGGAAUAUCUAUACAAAACUGGCACAGUAAAUGUACACUUGAAACGACUAAUGAAUGAACAAUCUUAUUUUAAAAUUGAAUAUUCUAUUGGGAAAAUGCAAACGCAAAUAUUUAGAACACCUAUUGAGGAUGAUGAGGAAAAUGAAGGUAAGGUGGAGGAGCAACCACGAGAACCAGAAAAAAUUAAAUUCGUCUUGUCAAUGGCUGAUGUUGAUGAUCAUAAACGCCAGCUAACGUUUUGUAAUGUUGAUCUACAACAAAACAGGAUUCAUACAAAGAUAUUAUUGAAUGAACAACUGAAAUUAUUGAAAGUUAUCGAAAAAAUCUAUUUAGUCUCGACAAAACUAGAAAUGUCCGGCCAUCCAAACUACCAACUUAAAGAAGAAAAAUAUGAAAUGUUUGAUAAAACAGCUUUGAGCUGA